AUGGCCAUCGGCAACGCGGUCUCCGCAAUGGCACAGAAUAUGUCCUACGGAGCAGACAACUUCUACCGCAGUGACAAUGUGACGGUCCAGCCGGUCACUUUCCCAACUCAAUAUCGGACUACUGUCGCCGGUAACAUGUUCAUUCUGAACAACAUCAAUCGCAGUGCCGACAUGCCGGCCGUCAUCGUCGGCCACCCCAUGGGUGCAGUGAAAGAGCAGAGCGCCAAUCUGUACGCCACCAAACUGGCCGAGCAGGGCUUCGUUACAAUCUCGCUGGACGCCCCGUUUUGGGGCGGCAGCGAAGGUGAACCACGCAACGCAGUGUCCGCCGAGCUCUACGCAGAGGCGUUCAGUGCCGCAGUUGACUACCUCGGCUCGCAAAACUUCACAAAUGUGGAUCGUGAGCGUAUUGGCGCUCUCGGUAUCUGUGGUAGUGGCUCUUUCGUGAUCAGCGCGGCGAAGAUCGAUCCGCGCAUGAAGGCCAUCGCGACCUCCAGCAUGUACAACAUGGGUGCUGUCGCCCGCCACGGGCUUCGCCACUCCCAAGACGUCGAGCAGCGUAAGGAGGUUAUUGCUGAGGCAGCGAACCAGCGCUGGACCGAGGUGGAUGGUGGUGAGGUUCAGUACACUGGCGGAACCCCGAAUCACCUCACGGCAAACACGACUGCAGUCGGACGUGAAUUCUACGAUUACUACCGUACCUCCCGUGGCGAGUUUACGCCUCGAGACACCACACCGGAGCUGACAACGCACCCAACGCUCUCGAGUAACACGAAGUUCAUGAACUUCUACCCGUUCAACGACAUCGAGACCAUCUCACCCCGUCCGAUGCUUUUCAUCUCUGGUGACCAGGCCCACUCGCGCGAGUUUAGCGAGGAUGCUUAUGCGAACGCGGGCGAGCCGAAGGAGCUUUUCUGGGUGCCCGGAGCUGGCCACGUCGACCUUUACGAUCGGACCGAGCUCAUUCCCUUCGACAAGCUUACCCACUUCUUCCAGACGAACCUCGUUUAG
Molecule: messenger RNA, 1011 nt
Organism: Penicillium arizonense
Lineage: Eukaryota; Fungi; Ascomycota; Eurotiomycetes; Eurotiales; Aspergillaceae
Product: alpha/beta hydrolase
Exons: 1
Coding region: 1-1011 (336 amino acids)
Molecular function (GO): hydrolase activity
Source: RefSeq, a predicted model, not a curated record